CUGCCCACACGAAUGCUUUGCACACUUAAAUUCCUUCUCCGUUUCCCCGUGGGAGGGAGAAAGGAAUCGUUUUGAAGGGAUGGGACAGAAAAACCCUGAGUGUUGUCUCCAAACCCUUCUUGUUGCCAAACUGAUGUCUCAGGUCGACCACCUCUUUUUGUUCCCCUGAGGGGGGGCCGACCGGUGUUUCGCUGCUGCGGCUGCGAACGAUUGUUUCGGUUUCCCGAAACCAGACUUUGACUGAGGGCCCGCGCUUCCCGGCUGUUGUGGCGGAGCAGGACGGGAAGGUUGAUAAUCCGAAUGACCUCCUCUACCUGAAGGCCUGAAAUUCGGACGGCUUGGGUGAUAAGGACGAGCUGUCGGCUUUCUGGGGAGACAGACCUCGAAUGCUUCUCCCUCUUUUUUCCGCAGGCCACAUUGCUGACGCAUAGCUGUUACCGUCGCGCCGAACAUGGCCUUUGGAUCGAUAGGGGCAUCCAAAAACUCCACUUUUUCUUUGUCAGAGAGGCCUGACAAACCCAGCCAUAGCGAUCUCUCUCCCACAACCGCUAAGCCCAUACUCCGACCGCAGCUUUGAACUGCUCCGCGGGACGUGCGCAGGUUUAAAUCUGCAAUGACGCAUAUCUCCUCCCAGAGCGCUGGGUUGGGAGAACCGGAGUCCAGCUGACGCCCCAUCUCCUUUAAUAACUCCGCUUGAUAGGCUUAAGGAGGGACGUCGCGUUCAAAGCACGUACGGCCAGUGCAGAAGAUUUAUAAAUCUUUUGAAAAACGGAGGCGGCGAAGCGCUCUGUUUUCCCUGGCAAAGAGGCCCCAAUUGAAGAGAGCGCUGCUCUGUGGCUCGGAUUCAAAUGAUUCGCCACAGAUGAUUCUACAGGGGGAGGAUCUGCCAUCCCCAGAUCCUCCAUUCCCUGGACAUCUAGCCUCGAGAAGCCCUUAACAGGUACUCGGUGGGAAAAAGGCUUAUCCCAAAACCUCUUCAUUUCAGCCACACAAGCCAGGACGGCUGGAAUAAACUGCCUCGCUGGAGGGAGAUGUGACGGAAGUCUCUUUCCGUCAUACAAGUCUCUUUCAGCUCCUUUAUCUGCUGGUUGGGAUGGCCAGUCGAUCGACAGUCUAGCUGCGGCCCUGCGACAGACCUCGAGAAGAUCUGUAUCCAUCUGCACAGGGGAGGGUGAGCUCUCAUCCUGUGCACUCGGCGGACGCGACUGCAUCGGGGGAAGAAUAGCAUCUUCAUCGUCGUCAUCCUCGUCCUCGAGGAUGGUCGACAACACUUCGUCAUCGUCAUCUUCCUCUCCCGCUAACGGAUUUUCAAACAGCGGGGGAAGGACGGGUGACACCUUCUCCAUCAUCUCACCCCAGGAGCUGGAGGCCUGUGGACAAUCCAUCGGUUCCUCUCUGGGUUGAGCAGAGAGGCAUGGGUCCGACUUCCCAGCUACUGCAAUGCGAAGCCUUCGCUCUCGGGUUUUGACCGAGAACGUCGCGCAGUGGGGACAGCCCUCGGGGUUGGACAACGCUGCCUGAGCGUGUUUAGCACCCAAGCAGAAGAUGCAGAGACCGUGUGAAUCUUUCGCAGAAAUCCACAUUCCGCACGCACACAGAUGAGGAGGAUGGCCCCUUUCCUCCGGGGCUCUCCGGCUCUUUUGCAGUGGCCAUGAAGCUGCACUCUCUUCGUACGAGCCCUGUGAAUGUCGGCUCCUGGCUAGACGGGCAGAGCUGUUUAUGGAAAUGAAAAAUUUCGGUCAAGCCAUCAAGGAUGCGGACACCAUGUGCCGACUCCGUCCCCUGUGGCCAAAGGCUCACUACAUUAAGGCUGCAGCAUUCAGGAGUGCUGGCCGCAAUGAAGAGGCUCUACAAGAGUAUUUCUGCUGUUUGGCUCUUAAAUCUGAUUGGAUUGCCGUAAAACUGGAGGCCCAAAAGAUCCUGAGUCACAUGGUCUCUUCAGUCUUUGUGACUGAUGGUCUGGCCACGUCCAUGCAGCCCCUUCCAGCUGGACCCUCCUCUCGUAUCAAACCUUCAUUCCUCCUCAGCUCACUUCACUCCUCUCUUCCUAGAGAUCGAGCCAAAGAAGGCUGCUCCAAGGAACCAACACUCAGUUGCAGCAAGUUCAAAGAUGGGAACUCUUCUAUUUUACCAAGAUCUGAAAACAUGAACUCUGGACUCUCUUCACCUUUUGUUCAACCAGUCCUAAAAAGGAAAUGGACAGAAGAUGCUAAGGGCUUUGAGCCACCCAACAAACAGCUUAAAGAAGAUAAUGCAUCUUCAUGUAAAACUCUCCCUACUUUUUCUGGGGCGAGGCAAGUCCCAUCACAGCUUUUGGACAGUGCAGACUUUGAAUGUUCCCUCUGCAUGAGACUGUUUUAUGAGCCUGUCACCACACCCUGUGGACACACGUUCUGUCUCAAAUGUUUGGAACGCUGCUUGGACCACAACCCUAACUGUCCCCUGUGCAAGGAGAACCUCUCUGAGUAUCUGGCCACUAGAGCGUACAACAAAACUCUUCUAAUGGAAGAAUUAUUGCAACGUUAUUUUUGUGAUGAGCUAGCAGAAAGGCGAAAAGUACAUGAAGAAGAGAUGACAGAAUUGUCAAACUUGAACCUGGAAGUGCCCAUCUUUGUUUGCACUAUGGCAUUUCCUACCAUUCCCUGCCCACUGCAUGUUUUUGAGCCUCGAUACAGGCUUAUGAUUCGCAGAUCUAUGGAAACGGGAACGAAACAGUUUGGCAUGUGCAUUGCUGAUGAACUGAAAGGGUUUGCAGACCAUGGCUGUAUGCUGGAGGUGAGGGAUGUCAAGUUUUUUCCUGAUGGGCGCUCUGUAGUGGACACCAUAGGCAUUGCUCGUUUCAAAGUGCUCUGUCACGGCCAGAGAGAUGGAUACCACACAGCCCAGAUUGAAUAUUUGGAGGAUAAGAAGGUUGAAGGAGAGGAGUUGACGGAGCUUGUGAAGUUGCAUGACUCUGUGUAUGAUCAGGCCUUGGGCUGGUUCACCUCCCUUAAAGAUGAUAUGAAGAACCAAAUCAUCAGCCACUUUGGGCAUCUUCCUGUCAAAGAAUCUGACCCACAGGGUAAUCUCAAUGGCCCUGCAUGGUGUUGGUGGCUGUUGGCUGUCUUGCCGUUGGAAAACAAAGCCCAGCUGACCAUCCUCGCCAUGAACGCUCUGAAGGAUCGGCUGGUCGCCAUCCGCAGGGUCCUCAUUUUUGUAACUCGCAAGCGGCCUCGAUGAUAAAUGUGUUCUUGGUCUAAAUAUGAUUAUCAAAAUUAACCUAUAGUUUGGGAAUGCUGGUUCAGGCUGGGGUUUCUUCCAGUGGCUAUCUUGGUCAUUCAUUGCAGAAUGCAACCCUCACCAAUUAGUCACCUGGGACAUUGUUUGAUAAAAAAAUUUGCAUCUUAAUAUGUUAAUUUAGGCUCAUCAGUUAGCAGUGGUGAUUUAAGUUGUAGUCAUGCUAUGAGAGAGAUCAUUAUCGAUGGCCUACAUUAGGAAGUUCUCAUUUAGUUCAGGUGCAGUCAAAUCGUUUACCAGUUUAACAGUAGCAACAAACAUAAAGACAGUGGGAACUUUGUUUUUUUCUUAAGCACCUUCGGUCCUUUGAAAAUACCACCUCGGUUUUGUGACUAGAUGGUGUGUAAGACUGACCAAAUGCUUCCCAUUGGCUUGCAAAUAUCAAUACGGGCCUUAUUGUGUGUUAGUUAAAAAAAAUCCAUGUGCUUCAGUUUGGAAAUAAACACUCACCUUAUUUCCAUAUUGUAAAAGAUGAUUAAAGGAAAACUUAUUUAAUAUUA
Cyprinus carpio (common carp) is the source of this 3776-nucleotide messenger RNA. RefSeq names its product LON peptidase N-terminal domain and RING finger protein 2-like. Gene Ontology annotation, molecular function: protein binding. Bases 1720 to 3219 code for a protein of 499 amino acids. The transcript has 12 exons. The record is from RefSeq and is a predicted model, not a curated record. Lineage: Eukaryota; Metazoa; Chordata; Actinopteri; Cypriniformes; Cyprinidae.